Molecule: messenger RNA, 2661 nt
Organism: Trichosurus vulpecula (common brushtail)
Lineage: Eukaryota; Metazoa; Chordata; Mammalia; Diprotodontia; Phalangeridae
Product: ATP-dependent translocase ABCB1-like
Biological process (GO): transmembrane transport
Cellular component (GO): membrane
Molecular function (GO): ATP binding; ATP hydrolysis activity; ABC-type transporter activity
Source: RefSeq, a predicted model, not a curated record
AUGACGGACUUGAAAUCAUACAGCAAACGCAAAAAAAGCAAGAAAAAAGAAAAACAGCCAACUGUUGGUACAUUUGCAAUGUUUCGAUAUUCUGAUUGGCUGGAUAGGUUAUACAUGGUGCUGGGAACAACUGCAGCUGUCAUACAUGGAGCAGCACAACCUCUGAUCAUGCUGAUUUUUGGGGAAAUGACAGAUAGUUUUGCCAAUAUGGGAAAUGCAAAUCUAACUAAUACAGAUGUGAAUAAGUCAACUGAAAAUCCCUACAAUCAACUGGAAGAGCAAAUGACCAUGUAUGCAUAUUAUUAUUCGGCAGUGGGAUUUGGAGUCCUCGUUGCUGCCUACAUUCAAGUUGCAUUUUGGACCUUGGCUGCAGGAUGACAAAUUAAGAAAAUUAGACAAAAUUUUUUCCAUUCAAUAAUGCGCCAGGAAAUUGGUUGGUUUGAUAUCCAUGAUGUUGGGGAACUGAACACUCGACUAGCUGAUGAUGUGUCCAAAAUUAACGAUGGAAUUGGAGACAAAAUUGGAAUACUCUUUCAAGCAAUAGCAACAUUCCUUACAGGUUUUAUAGUUGGAUUUACAAGAGGCUGGAAGCUAACACUUGUGAUUCUGGCCAUUAGUCCUCUCCUAGGCUUGUCAGCUGCCCUCUGGGCAAAGAUACUGUCUUCCUUUACUGAUAAAGAAUUAUUAGCAUAUGCAAAAGCUGGAGCAGUAGCUGAAGAGGUCCUAGCAGCAAUUAGAACUGUAAUUGCUUUUGGAGGACAAAAGAAAGAACUGGAAAGGUACAACAAAAAUUUAGAAGACGCUAAAAGUCUUGGGAUAAAAAAAGCUAUUACAGCCAAUAUGUCAAUUGGAGUUGCCUUCUUCCUGAUAUAUGCCUCAUAUUCCCUGGCAUUCUGGUAUGGGACAACUUUGAUCAUCGCUAAUGAAUACUCUAUUGGACAAGUACUCACUGUCUUCUUUUCUGUGACAAUUGGAGUCUUCAGUGUUGGACAGGCAUCACCAAGCAUUGAAGCUUUCGCUAAUGCAAGAGGUGCAGCCUAUGGAGUCUUUAAGAUAAUUGAUAAUAAUCCAAUUAUUGACAGCUAUUCAACAAGUGGCCAUAAACCAGAUAAUAUUCAUGGAAUCUUGGAGUUUAAAAACGUUCAUUUCACUUACCCUUCUCGGGCAGAAGUUAAGAUUUUGAAGGGCCUCAAUCUCAAGGUUAACAGUGGACAAACAGUAGCAUUGGUUGGAAACAGUGGCUGUGGGAAAAGUACAACUGUUCAGUUGAUACAGAGAUUAUAUGAUCCCACCGAGGGUGUGGUCACCAUCGAUGGACAGGAUAUCCGGACCCUAAAUGUAAGGUAUCUGAGGGAAAUUACUGGAGUUGUGAGUCAAGAGCCAGUACUGUUUGCAACUACAAUUGCUGAAAAUAUUCGCUAUGGCCAUGAAAAUGUCACCAUGGAAGAGAUUGAGAAAGCUGUCAAAGAAGCCAAUGCCUAUGACUUUAUAAUGAAACUUCCUAAAAAAUUUGACACUUUGGUUGGAGAAAGAGGGGCCCAGCUGAGUGGAGGUCAGAAACAGAGGAUAGCAAUCGCUCGAGCUCUGGUUCGUAAUCCCAAGAUCCUUCUGCUUGAUGAGGCAACGUCAGCCUUAGACACUGAAAGUGAAGCAGUUGUACAAGAGGCACUGGAUAAGGCAAGAGAAGGCCGUACUACCAUUGUUAUAGCACAUCGUUUGUCUACAAUCCGUAAUGCAGAUGUCAUAGCUGGCUUUGAGGAUGGAGUCAUUGUGGAGCAAGGAAACCAUAAUGAAUUAAUGAGACAGGGAGGUGUUUACUUCAAACUUGUUACCAUGCAGACAGGAGGAAAACAGAUUGAAUCAGAGGGUGCUACAGAUGAAGAGACAGAUGAAAUGAGUGCCUCAGAAUCAGCUACACAAGGUUUUGGAUCCAGAAGCCUAAGAAGGCGAUCAACUCACUCAAGUAUGAAGAAGCAACAGGGAUCAGAGAAAAAAGUCACUGGAGAGGAGGAAACGCUUGAUGAAAAUGUGCCUCCAGCUUCUUUUUUCAGAGUUCUGAAGAUGAAUAAGACAGAGUGGCCUUAUUUUGUGGUUGGCACUAUUUGUGCCAUUAUCAAUGGAGCUCUACAGCCAUCAUUUGCUAUAAUAUUUUCCAGGAUUAUUGGGGUCUUUACACAAGCGAAUUCUGAUGACAAAAGACGGCGUGAUGAUGAUUUGUUUUCACUGUUGUUUUAGUACUUGGAUUGUAUUGUCUUCAUUACCUAUUUUCUUCAGGGUUUCGCAGUUGGCAAAGCUGGAGAGAUUCUUACCAAGAGACUCCGAUAUAAGGCCUUUAAAGCAAUGUUGAGACAGGAUGUAAGCUGGUUUGAUGAUCCUAAAAACAGCACCGGUGCUCUGACUACAAGACUUGCUACUGAUGCCUCCCAAGUCAAGGGGGCCACCGGUGCUAGACUGGCUGUUAUUACCCAGAAUGUAGCCAAUCUUGGGACUGGAAUCAUCUCAUUUGUCUAUGGCUGGCAGUUAACACUCUUGGUCUUAGCCAUCGUACCCAUCAUGGCAAUUGCGGGAAUUAUUCAAAUGAAAAUGUUGGCCGGACAUGCCCAGAAAGAUAAGGAAGAAUUAGAGGGUGCUGGAAAGGUCAGUCCAACUCAUAGGCUCUGA